Triticum turgidum subsp. durum (durum wheat) is the source of this 354-nucleotide messenger RNA. The record is from the annotation of a GenBank genome assembly. Lineage: Eukaryota; Viridiplantae; Streptophyta; Magnoliopsida; Poales; Poaceae.
AUGAUCCAAUCAAACAUUCCAUCGGCUAUAAAAGGAGAGCCCCAAGCAAAUGCCAACGACCAACCGACGAUGAGGGAGCUGAUCCGGAGGCUGAGCUUCUCGGACCGGGUGAGCGACGGCAGCGGCGGCGUGCCGCGCGGGUGUGUGCCGGUGCUGGUGGUGGGCGAUGGCGACGAGGAAUGCGAGCGGUUCGUGGUGCGGGUCGAGGCGCUGCGGCACCCGUCGCUGGCGGCGCUACUGGAGAUGGCGGCGCAGGAGUUCGGGUACAAGCAGGAGGGCAUCCUCCGCGUCCCCUGCGCCGUCAACCAGUUCAGGCGGGCGCUCACCACCUCCGCCGUCUCCAAGAACUACUGA